AUGCCAUGCGAGGAGCGCAAGCGAGCGCUGUUGGCGUACUGCAGUGACGCGCUCCGCCAGCACUUUGCGUCGCGCGAGGACGGCGAGGUGCAUGUGCAUGCUGUGUUUAGCCGACCUGUUCCUACUCACGCUGUAUACCCACUCGCACAUGUCCAGCUUCACGAGUGGAGCGACGCACUGCCUGUAUGGCAGGAACAGGUCGUGCUCACCGCGAGCUGGAAACCAUGCGGCGGCGAAGCGCGGAUGAUAUACGCGCUCGAGGCGUAUAUUUACACCAUCCUGGAAUUUGAGGCCGCGCUCUUGUACAUUUCGAAAUUAGACUCGACGGGCUUCGGCCCCAACAUGCGCGGCGCGCCGAGCCUGCCCAUGGCGCUCACUGCUGGUUUUCUGCACUAUUUUAUCGCCAAGGCACACUGGCCCGCGAAGCGGCGCGGCAGAGUUUUGCACGUCUCGGUGCAUGUUCUCGCGCGCGCACAGCCCGCAUACCUCUUUCCCAACUCGCCGCAGCACCGAGACAAGCGCGUCAUUUCUGACGCCGCGCUCAUACGCUGGUGGAGACUGUGCCUGAGCGAGGCGCUGUCAUACACGGCGCGGUGCGACACGGAAAAGAUCCAUGCAUUCUAUACGAUCCCCGGCUUUGCACGCAACGAUUCACACCCCAUUGCACCGCUCGUCCGCCCUGGCAACUACCCCAGCGGCUCGCGCAUGGCCAAGUUGGCCGACGCACAGUGGGUGUACGGCCAUCCAUACAGUGCCAAAGGUGCUUCAUGCAGCGAGGAUGCACUCCCGCCGCUUCCGCUACACAUCCAGCCACAAGAAGCGCGCCGCACGCUGCGCGUGAGCCAAGGUAUGCAGCAGCGCACACUGGCGACACUGGUCCCCAUCUUCCCAGACGAUCCCAAGGGCCGCUUUUUGAACGAGCUGCUGGGCGAGGCGCACGAUCCGAGCUACCGCCCGCCUGUGCUUGCUCAAGCAUCGAGCGUGGCGCAGCGCGAGGCGCUCCGUGAGCGCCAAGCACUCGACCGCACGUCGGUCGAUGCGUUCUGGGAGCAGAUGGGGUUCCGCCAGGAAUGCAGCGCAGGCAACGCUGUGGGUGUGUUUGUAGUGCAGUCGAGUACGCUGGGGAGUAGCGAGGCGGUGGAAACAGCUAUGACGAUGGAUGCACAGCCAUGUGCACUUCCGCAUGGACUCUUAGACGAGCUGGUGCUAAAAUGCCUACUGCGCGAUUCUUGUAAUUGGGCAGAUGCUACCGAGACUGUGCGGCUGACCAAACAGUACUACGAAGAAUUUGCGAGUGCCGUAGCACGGCGGGGGAAUAGAGAGCCGGGCAGUGCGCAAGGCAUCCCAUCCGUCCGUCUUUCCAUACAGGCUACCCCCGCCCACGACGAAAAAUGUGCCCAGGACGCAGCCGCACAAGCCACGCGUCCACCUGCCGGAUCGGGUGACCUAGGCGUUCGAGUACUUUCGGUGAAACGCAAGCGUCGAUCGUAG
Malassezia vespertilionis is the source of this 1491-nucleotide messenger RNA. RefSeq lists its product as uncharacterized. The transcript has a single exon. Gene Ontology annotation, cellular component: nucleus. The record is from RefSeq and is a predicted model, not a curated record. Gene Ontology annotation, molecular function: histone H3K56 acetyltransferase activity. The coding region runs from base 1 to 1491 and encodes 496 amino acids. NCBI's taxonomy places the organism in Eukaryota, Fungi, Basidiomycota, Malasseziomycetes, Malasseziales, Malasseziaceae. Gene Ontology annotation, biological process: DNA damage response.